AUGAAUGCAGCAAAGCUUCUCUCUAUGUUCGCCGCCGUUCACGGUGUUGAUGCUUCCUCGCCAGUGGCACCCACCACAAACACAGCUUUCAGGAUACCUACUUCCCAUAACACUGCCAAUAUCAGGUUAGCCAAAGUUCUGACACCUUGUUGUUGCACCAUAGACUCAAAGUCCAUCGGAGGAGAUGUUUUCUCGGUGACUCCGCCGAACAAGUGUGAUGUGGAUUACCUCGGCGAAAGCACAAAGGGAGAUUUGAAUGUUAAGUUGGAACAGCUUGAGGCUUUUGGAAUUGGUGAUGAUGCAUUUGAAGGUCCAAUCGAGGAAGUGGCUAGAUCAGAGACUAGAGAGGCAGAAGAUUUGCUUAGAGACUUGGGCAUUCCGAGCCCCUCUUCAUCCAAAAAUUCACCCCGUGGAAUAUUCUGCACCCGCACGUUGAAUCUGCGGUCAAUUAGUGCCAUUGGAUAUGACAUGGACUAUACCCUUAUCCAUUAUAAUGUGAAGGCUUGGGAAGGAAGGGCUUAUGACUACUGUAUGGAAAACCUUAAGAAUAUGGGCUUCCCUGUUGACGGACUUGCGUUUGAUCCUGACCUGGUAAUUAGAGGCCUUGUCAUAGACAAAGAGAGAGGCAACUUGGUUAAAGCUGAUCGAUUUGGUUAUGUAAAAAGAGCCAUGCAUGGCACCAAAAUGUUAUCUACUCGGGCUGUUAGUGAGAUGUACGGGAGAGAACUGGUGGACCUGCGAAAAGAGAGUCGAUGGGAGUUUCUCAACACACUAUUCUCUGUGUCUGAAGCAGUGGCCUACAUGCAGAUGGUUGACAGAUUGGAUGAUGGGACCAUACCCGCAGAACUUGGCCCCCUUGAUUAUAAAGGUCUAUAUAAGGCUGUUGGAAAAGCUCUUUUCUGGGCUCAUGUUGAAGGUCGUCUUAAGAGCGAGAUCACCUCUAAGCCUGAACUGUUUGUGGAGCCUGAUCCAGAAUUACCUUUGGCACUUUUGGAUCAGAAGGAGGCUGGAAAAAAACUUGUGCUUAUUACCAACUCGGACUUUCUUUACACAGACAAAAUGAUGCGACAUUCUUUUAAUAGAUUCCUUCCGAAUGAUAUGGGUUGGAGAGAUCUUUUUGACAUUGUAAUUGUGUCAGCGAGAAAACCAGAGUUCUUCCAGACGUCAAGCCCCAUGUAUGAAGUGGUGACAGGCGAGGGUCUAAUGCGCCCGUGCUUCAAGGCUCAACCUGGCGGUUUGUACUCGGGGGGAAGUGCACAGAUGGUUGAAAAUUCCCUAGGUAUCCAUGGAGAUGAGAUUUUGUAUGUUGGUGACCAUAUUUACACUGAUGUCAGUCAAUCCAAACUCCACUUGAGAUGGAGAACAGCGUUGAUUUGUAGAGAACUUGAAGAGGAGUACAAUGCCUUGAUUAAUUGCCGAAGUGAUAGAGAAUCAUUGAUAGAGCUUAUAAAUCAAAAGGAAGUUGUGGGAGAUCUCUUUAACCAACUUCGGCUAGCUCUACAAAGGCGAAGCAAAGACCGCCCUGCUCAAACCCUUGCAGCAACUAACAUGGAUGAUGAAGACCUCACUGAAAGCAUGCAAAAGCUACUUAUUGUUAUGCAACGACUAGAUGAUAAAAUUGCGCCAAUGCUGGAGGCAGACGGGGAGCUCUUCAACUCAAGGUGGGGAUUUCUAUCUCGUGCUGGAUUGUGGGAUAAGAGCCACUUCAUGAGACAAAUUGAGAAAUAUGCUGAUAUUUACACGUCUAGGGUGUCAAACUUUUUAUAUUAUACACCAUUCAUGUAUUUCCGCUCUCAGGAACAGAACCUCGCGCACGACUCAUACACGCACUAUUGUUCACAAAUCAAUAAUGAAGCUUCUUCCUAG
This is a messenger RNA of Lathyrus sativus (Indian pea), 1866 nucleotides long. NCBI's taxonomy places the organism in Eukaryota, Viridiplantae, Streptophyta, Magnoliopsida, Fabales, Fabaceae. The record is from the annotation of a GenBank genome assembly.